AAUUAGGGUUGUUUCUCUUUUCCUGUUUUUGGUCUGAAGAAAGCUCUGAACUUGAACUAAACAGUUUCUUGGUUCCUGUCAUGCUAUUGACACUGAUAAUAACUCUAAAAGACUUAUACAUCUUGCCCAUGUACUCAAAGAGUACAAGAAGUGGUCAGUGAAAUUUCUCAAGUGUUAAUAUCUGCAGUCAGUGAUAUAAUGUCCGCACCUGUAGUAGACUCUAUGGCGACUCUAUCAAAAAGCCUCAUUCAAGUACCCCCGUCGGCCAUACCUGCAAUGUUGGAUUGUAUUCUGUUGUCCACUGGGUUGUCCCCACCACUGAUCUUUGCUUCACUCUCCGAUGAUUUCCCUCGCCUGCUCAAGGAUAUCAUCAUGGAGGAUGAGAAGUUGGAUUCUGAUAAUUGCCUCCAACUUAUGUCAUUAAUAGGUGCAUUUUGUCACCUUAUAAAGAAAACAAGGACCCAUCAUGAUUCUGUACAGUCGUUUACGUGGAGAUGCUUUCUUCCCCUAGUUAAGGUGCUCCAAGCAUUUCAGCGUAAUCUGCUUAAUCAGAUCAUGGAACUUUUCAUUGACGUGGUGAUGGAGACUCACACCUGGGUAGUUCUUGAGAGAACUUUGGUACCUAUUGUUUUGAGAUCAGUUUAUCUUUCCAUGGACGUGUGUCAUAAUGAAGACUCAGUUUUCAAUGACUGGAGUGGUGGAUCAUGCCCUCGGGCUUUGUAUGAUCUUUUAACUGGUUCUCCAGUGGACAAAGAUCUUAUUUCUUCUUCAAGCUGUUUUACAUUGGCGACAUCAUGCCAACUCUUGUCUGUAAUCAUGGAAGCUGCUAUUCAAUUUCAACAAACAGCUACAGUCUCUGAACCAGUUGAAGAAAAUGGGUUUUUUGCCGAUAGCUUUGUUGCUAGAUUGAUAUGGGAACUAUGUAACAUGACUGAACGAAUGCUAUUGUAUAGCCCAGAGCACAGGUCUUGUGCAGUUGGCUUUCUUCUUCCUAUCAUAGGUAAAGCACUGUCAUCCAAUUCCAUAUUCAGAGUCACCAUCUCUGGGCAGGAACAAGCUAUUUCAUGGGAGCAUUUCUUUAUUAAAUUAUGGAAUUGCUGCCGAACACUGUUUUCCAUGGGGCCUUUAGAAAGAAGGGAGGCAUAUAGUGUUCUCUCUUUGUAUUUCUCUUCCAUCCCUUAUUUAGAAGAACAUGAAGAUGCUGACACAAUCAGUAGAAUGGAACAAUUUGGCAUAAUAGCAGAAAAGGAAUUCUGGGAUGAAAUUAAGAGGGGCCUGGUGAACAAGGAGAGUUUAGUUAGGAAGCAGAGUUUACAAAUAUUGAAGAUGGUGCUAAACAUACACAGCAGAACCAAUUCUACUUCUAGUGUGUCAAAAGGGAACUCAAGUGGACAGCAUUCUAUGCCUCCUGGUGUGACAAAGAGGGGAUUGUGGGCUUACAAGGAAGCCAGAUCACUUGGUGUUGGCAACUUUUUGGCUUUAGAGGACCCGAUUUUCAACAGCAAGCAAUAUUGGGAAGCAUUUCUUCUCCUAUAUGAAAUGCUUGAAGAGUAUGGCACUCAUUUAGUUGAAGCAGCUUGGAAUCAUCAGGUGUCCUUGUUGCUUCAGUUCUCUUUGUCAUAUUUGAAGUUGGAAAGCAAUACCGGUGAAGUUCAUCAAACUCAAAUUGAAAAUCGUGGCGAAAUCUUUGAUUGGUUGUCAAUUUUGUGGGAACGAGGCCUUCAUCAUGAUAAUCCUCAUGUGAGGUGCUUGAUCAUGCAGUCUUUUCUGGAUAUCAAUUGGGAGAAUUAUGGGAACUAUCUAAGAUCAGUGCCUGAAGCUUUUAUCCUUGGGCCAUUCAUGCAAGGACUGAACGACCCCAUGCAACACAAAGAGUUUGGUGUAAAGGGAGUUUACAUGUCAAGGACAAUUGAAGGUGCAGCUCAGUUUCUGCACCAAUACACAAGUUGUCUGGCUCUGAGUUGCAGGAAAUGCAUUGGAUUUUUAUGCAAUCUAGCAUCUUCUGCAAAGCAUCAAUCUUUUGGACGAGCGGGACUGAUGGCCCUUGCUGAAUGCAUUGCUUUCGCUGCUAAUGGAAUCAAAACACAUCUUUAUUCAAGGAACGAGUCAAUUAGAGGCACUUCUCUUGUGGAAUGGGCUUCUGAAAUGGCAAGUGAAAAUGAUAAAAUAGAAUUACUGAAUGCUUUCCGAUAUGUUAUUGAGAGCAGCAAACAGCAUUUCAAUCCCAAUUACCGUCUCAAAGUUUGUCAAAAAAUCAUGGAGGCUGCUGUUUCUGUGGUGUGUGUAUUUGAUGUUCCCCUUGAGAUUCUGUUGAUUUUCAUAUCAGCAUUGCCACGAGAAUUUACUGAAUGUGGUGCAGGCCCAUUACGACUUACUGUGCAAGAAUGGCUUUUGGGCUGUCGUCACUUGGAUUAUUGUGCCAAUUGCAGCAGUAAUAUGGGGAAGCUUUGGGAAAGUCUAUAUGACUUUCCUCAGAGCUUUGUGAGUCACCAACUUGUCGUUGAUGCUUCUCUUAAUUAUGAUGAUGAAGAAUUGAGUGCAUGGGAGUUUGAAGCAAAUAGAUGGGCAAGAGUGCUUUUCCUAGCACUUCAGGAGGAACAUCGCUGGGGACCAAUUUUAAUGUUCAUUCAAAGCAUGGGUGUUACUAUUCUGAAACAGAACCAUGAUUCAAAAUACGUACCAGUCAAAUUCCUGAUUCUUGCCAUGAGCUUAGUUUUGGAGCUUCAAAGAACAAAGGAAAGAGCAGCUGAAAAUGGCAUUAAAGCCAUAACAGAUAAUUUUAGUCUUACAGAAGGCAUCUACGAGAAGUUUGUUGACAAAUUUCUUUUUAUAUUGGAGAAUAUGGUUCGGUUUGCAGACCAAUCAUGUUCCGUCUUCUGGUCUGGCUUUGUUGUGGAGGACAAAACACUACCUGGUCCAGUGAAAGGAAAGCUUGGGGGCCCUAGUCAACGACGGUUAUCCACUUUUACCACAACUGUUGUAUUACAGGCAAUAAUGUCAGUGAAGGCAUUGUCGUUGAUCUUGGCAUGCUGUACACAAAUUAAAACUGAUGCUUCUCUUGGCUAUCCUUUCACUUUUAUGUGGCAAUUCUUCUGGAGGACUACCAAAUUUCCACCUUCAUGUUCAGAGAUUGAAGCAGAAAUUCGUCUGGCAGCAUAUGAAGCAUUAGUUUUUGUUCUGAGAGUACUAGCAUCCACAUAUUUUUCUCAAUCUUUGUUUCCCAUCAUGGGAAAUGAGAAAUGGUUUUUGGAGACUGAAGGCAGGCCUCAGUUAGAUUCUAUGCUUUUGUCUUUUAUUAAAAAUAUUAACAAUCUCCUUGGAGUAGGGUUUUUGGCAAGAACACGAAGAGCUGUUUUGUUGGAUUGGAAGUGGAUGUGCAUAGAAUCUUUGUUAUCAAUUCCUUCCCGUGCUCUCAAUAACGGGAUAUGUAUGAAGGAAAGCAACUCAUUUGUCUCGGAUGGUACUGUCAGAUGCGUUUUUAGUGAUCUCAUUGAGAGCCUAGAAAAUGCUGGGGAAGGUUCUGUUUUAACAAUGCUGAGAUCAGUGAGAAUGGUGUUAGAGCUAGUUGCCAAAGGGAAGUCAAGAGCUGGUUUUUCCCCUGACAUUGAUGCCCAGAUGAUGUGGCAUUUGGUCCAUUCCUCUUGGAUAUUGCAUGUGAACUGCAACAAGCGCAGAGUUGCUUCAAUCGCUGCUCUCCUGUCAUCUGUUUUGCACCCUUCUGUUUUUAAUGAUGAGAGCAUGCAUGAAACAGAAAGCGCACCUGGACCUUUGAAAUGGUUUGUUGCAAAUCUUCUUGAGGAGGGUACCAAGAGUCCUCGAACAAUUCGUCUUGCAGCACUGCAUUUAACAGGAUUAUGGCUCUCAAAUCCUAGGAUUAUAAAAUUCUACAUAAAGGAACUGAAACUACUAACUCUCUAUGGUUCAGUUGCAUUUGAUGAGGAUUUUGAAGCUGAACUGGCUGACAACAAUGAUGCAAGGGUGGAAGUCUCCUUAUUGGCCAGAAGCCCUGAUCCUGAGCUGACUGAGGCCUAUAUUAAUACAGAAUUGUAUGCUCGAGUUUCUGUUGCUGUUCUGUUUCACAAAUUGGCUAGCAUGGUGGAAUCGUCAGCCCUAAAUCCAGAUAGCAUUGCAGCUCUAGUAUCUGGCAAAUUGUUUCUUCUAGAGCUCCUUGACUCCGCGGUGAAUGAUAAAGAUCUUGCAAAGGAGCUGUACAAAAAAUACAGUGCUAUACAUAGGCGCAAAAUACGUGUUUGGCAAACAAUUUGUGUCUUGUCAUCAUUUGUUGAGCAAGAUAUAGUCGGGAAAGUUGUCCAUUACUUGAACUUAUCACUUAAUAGAAAUAACUUACCUGCUGUUCGUCAAUAUUUAGAGACAUUUGCAAUAAACAUUUACUUGAAGUUUCCCUCACUCGUUAGAGACCAAUUGGUUCCUAUAUUGCGGAAUUAUGAUACAAGGCCUCAGGCACUCUCUUCUUAUGUAUUUAUAGCAGCUCAUGUAAUUCUUCAUUCAUCUGAAGAUGUUCAGUCCAGGCACUUGGAUGAAUUAUUUCCUCCUCUAGUUCCAUUAUUAACCUCACAUCACCACAGCUUACGGGGUUUUACCCAGUUAUUGCUGUACCAAAUUCUACAUAAACUGUUUCCAUUGUUAAAUGCUGGCUCCUCUGAGGUUUUUCUUUUAGAGAAGAGGUGCUUUGUGGAUUUGAAAACAUACCUUGCGAAGAACUCUGAUUGUGCACGCUUACGGGCAUCAAUGGAAGGAUAUCUUGAUGCAUAUAAUCCAAUUAGCUCUGCCACUCCUGCCGGGAUUUUCAUCAAUCGAGUUGAGGAAGUGGAAUUUGAAUGUGUUCCAACAUCUUUAAUGGACCAAGUUAUCACAUUUUUAAAUGAUGUUAGAGAAGAUCUACGGUAUUCAAUGGCAAAGGAUGUGGUCACUAUCAGAAAUGAGAGUUUAAGAAUAGAUGGAGAUAUAAAUGGCAUCGAAAACAUGUCUGUAAGUGGUGAAGGAACCCAGAUUAAAGACAUGUCAUCAGAUUUCCAGAAAAAGAUUACUCUGGCCAAACAUGAUGUGGGAGAAGUAGGCGUCGGGUCCUUUUAUGGGAAUGAAAAAGCCUGCAAAAAAAUAGCUGAAAUGGAAGAGGAUGAUCUCCUUCUGGAUCAGUUAUUGCAGUCUAGAAGAUUAUCUCUGGAACGGGUAAAAGCAAGUUCUCAAAAUUUCAUCCUUGUAGCAUCACUACUUGACCGCAUACCUAAUCUUGCGGGUUUAGCACGCACAUGCGAGGUAUUUAGAGCAUCAGGGCUGGCCAUUGCUGACAGGAGCAUCUUAAAGGACAAGCAGUUUCAACUUAUCAGUGUGACAGCUGAAAAGUGGGUUCCUAUAGUAGAAGUCCCCGUCAACAGUGUAAAGGCAUAUCUGGAGAAAAAGAAGAGAGAAGGAUUCUCCAUCUUAGGAUUGGAACAAACUGCAAAUAGCGUACCCCUCGAUCAGUUUAUGUUUCCUAAGAAGACAGUACUGGUUCUUGGCCGAGAGAAAGAAGGCAUACCGGUUGAUAUAAUUCAUAUUUUGGAUGCAUGUAUCGAGAUUCCCCAAUUGGGGGUUGUUAGAUCUCUUAAUGUUCAUGUCAGCGGCGCCAUUGCUAUUUGGGAGUAUACUCGGCAACAGAGAUCUCAAUAGUUCGUAGUUUCAGACUUGUUAGCUCUACCAAUACGACUAUAUAUAUAUAUAUAUAUAUGGAUAGGUUGAGAAUGGCAACAGGUGUUACAGUUAGCAGCAGAAUUCCAAGACCUUCAUUACGCAGCUUCCAGAGCAGGCCAAAAAAAAAAAACAAAGAAAACCGGAAUAUAAAAUUUUUGGCGGAUUCCACAAUAGGAUAUGUAGUGAGGAAUGUAAUCAUAGGCUGAUAUUUUCUUUUGAUCUGGUACUUUCAUUUUACCAGUUACUACCAAGUGAAUUAGCUUAAGCUGAAUCCCCAGCAGUUUUCUUGAUAAUUCCAAGGAAUAGUGGAACACUUCCUUGAGUUUUGCGGAUGCUGUGCGAGGCGCCGUUCGUUCGCAAGUUUAACAUUAUUGAGUCUCUAGUCUGCAGAGUUCGACACUAGACGGCCAUGUAGUAACAUUGUCAUCACCCUCAAUGUCAUCACUUGUGGUUCUUUAAACCAUAGCAGAUCGUUAGAUUAUAGUUUAGUAUAGAUUUAUAUAUAUUAAAAAGACAUCAUACUAUUCGUAAGUGUUCAAAUUCUGUACAAUACAUGGGAUUUACUUAACUAAUUAUUUAAGAAGCUUGUUUGAUGGUAA
Molecule: messenger RNA, 6290 nt
Organism: Neltuma alba
Lineage: Eukaryota; Viridiplantae; Streptophyta; Magnoliopsida; Fabales; Fabaceae
Biological process (GO): tRNA methylation
Molecular function (GO): tRNA (guanine) methyltransferase activity; RNA binding
Source: RefSeq, a predicted model, not a curated record